This is a messenger RNA of Helianthus annuus (common sunflower), 1686 nucleotides long. RefSeq names its product UDP-glycosyltransferase 73E1-like. The transcript has a single exon. Gene Ontology annotation, molecular function: UDP-glycosyltransferase activity. The record is from RefSeq and is a predicted model, not a curated record. Bases 71 to 1558 code for a protein of 495 amino acids. Lineage: Eukaryota; Viridiplantae; Streptophyta; Magnoliopsida; Asterales; Asteraceae.
CUAUAUAUAAAUACACCUACUGAUGAUCCUUUAAGUUAUUACCCAAACUCAACUUCUCAUCAAAUCAUCAAUGGCUUCCUCUCCCAAAGACCUUCACUUUGUCUUGUUUCCUCUAAUGCAACAAGGCCACAUGAUACCAAUGAUCGACAUUGCACGAAUACUAGCCCACCGUAAUGCCACAGUUACAAUCAUCACAACUCCUGUUAACGCCACCCGUUUCAAGCCAGCCAUCGAUCGGGCAAUCCAAGCCAAGCUCAAGAUCCAAGUUAUCGAACUUCAACUCGCCUUAGCCGAAGUUGGUUUGCCUGAAGGAUGCGAAAAUUUCGACAUGAUUCCAUCGGUUGAUCUCUUUGUUAACAUGUAUGCCUCCAUGGACAAGUUGGAAAAGCCAUCAGAAGAAGUUCUGAGGCGGCUAACCCCGGCUCCUAGUUGCAUCAUCUCGGACAACCAGUUUCCCUGGACGACUGAUCUAGCUCAUCGGUUUGGUAUUCCUAGACUUGUGUUCCAUGGACCGGGAUGCUUUACAUACUUGUGUUUACACAUUGUGAUGAAUACUAAUGUACUAAAUGAAAUCAGCUCUGAUUCGGAUUACUUUGUGUUGCCGGGGAUACCUGACCGGAUUGAGCUCACGAAGGCACAAGCAGGCGGUUGGGGGAAAAUUAAGGAGAUGGAAGGGAUGGAGGACUUCUUUGAACGAAUGAGUAUGGCCGAGGAAGGUGCGGAUGGGGUCGUGGUUAAUAGUUUCGAAGAGCUGGAGCCGAACUAUGUUAAACGGCUCGCAGAGGCGAAAGGUAAGAAGGUAUGGUGUAUCGGGCCGGUUUCACUGCAUAACAGAAGUUUUCUAGAUAUGGCAGAGAGAGGAAAGAAGGCCGGGAUCGAUGGGCAUGAUUGCUUGAAAUGGUUAGAUACGAAGGAUCCGCGGUCGGUGAUCUUUGUUUGUUUGGGAAGUAUGUCGAGUCUUAGCAACGAGCAGGUACUCGAGCUCGGGUUGGGAUUGGAGUUAUCAAGCAUACCGUUUAUUUGGUGUAUAAGAUCAACCACAGACGAGACGGACAUAUGGUUAUCGGGAUAUGAAGAAAGGGUAAAAGAUAGAGGCUUAAUUGUUCGCGGUUGGGCACCACAAGUCUUGAUACUGUCCCACGAGGCGGUUGGUGGUUUUGUAUCUCACUGUGGGUGGAACUCGACUCUUGAAGGGGUUGCAGCCGGGGUACCGAUGGUUACAUAUCCGCAAUUUGCGGAUCAGUUUUUAAAUGAAAGACUUGUGGUAGAUGUGUUGAAAACAGGAGUGAGCAUUGGUAUGGAGGUUCCUGUUGCUAUUGGAGAGAAAGAUAAGUUCGGAGCGUUGGUGAAGAAAGAGAACAUCAAGACAGCGGUAGAAAGUGUAAUGAACGACGAAGGGGAGGGAAAGGCGAGAAGAGAGAGAGCUAGAGAGUUUGGGGAAAUGGCGACGAAAGCAAUGGCGGAAGGGGGUUCUUCGUAUGUCAACACGACGUUGAUGAUGCAAGAUGUUAUUGAGGAAUUAGCCAAGAACACAAAACCGAUUCAAGAUGUGUUCUAGGCAUUCUAAUGUGUAGAUGUACUGAAUGUGACUAGGUCCAUUUUAAGAUUUUCGGGUGUGAUUGUUUACAAAUUUUUACUUUGAAUGCAAGCUUUUGAUUGAGUUCCAGCAUAAUUCGUGUCAAUUAA